UUUUCCUUUGAGUUGUGACAGGCUGGUCUAAUUGAAUCGAAUGAAUAGCGAAUGUUGUGGUUUUACAUUUCGUUGCAUAUUUAUCCGUUUAUCGUGCUUAUCUUUUUAUAGUUAAAACCUACGGAAUUAAGCUAAACAAAAUGAGUUCUGGAUUCAUAACUGAAACUGAAAUAUUGGAAGCUAGACGUCGCCGGCAAGAGGAAUGGGAAAAAGUCCGCACUGAUGACCAGCCAAAAGAGGCACCAGAAGAGCCCUAUGAUACUAGGCCUUUGUAUCAGCGCCUUGAAGAACAGCGUAUGAAGAAAGACGCCGAAUAUGAAGAGGCACAUAAGCUUAAGAAUAUGAUCAGAGGCCUGGAUGAUGACGAGGUUGGAUUCCUGGAUCUGGUCGAGACGGCCAAGGCAAAAGCAGCGCAACAGAUUUCCAUUGAAGAACAGAGGGAGAUGCAAGAGUUCAGGGAGAGAGUGUCGAACCUCGCGGAGAGCGAGGAGAUGCUGCGCCUGCGCGCGCAGCUGGCGCCGGCGCGGCCGCCGCCCGCCGCGCCCGCGCACAGGAAUAAGCUGCAGGGGGUAGUAGUAAGAAAAAGGAAAGCCAGCGAGCUGGAGAGUGAGAAAAAAGACGAAACCCAAGUGCCCGCUAAAAUCAAUGGUGUUGUCAGCAAUAACAAACAAAAUGGCGACGUCUCUCCCGGUGCGCAGGCGCAGGCGGCGGGCGCGAUGCGCUGCGUCGGCGUGCUGCCCGGGCUCGGCCAUUACGACACCGACAGCUCGAGCGACACCGAUGACUCCAGUGACAUUGACAGCGAUGAGAAUGACAAAUGUUGCAAAAGAGAUUUGCUUGGACGAAGGCCGGAGGAAAAACGAAAGGACGAAGAUAAGAGUUAGAUAUUUAUAGUAAUACAAGUACUAUCUACAUAUUGUUUUAAACAUACUUAUAUCACUACAUAGUAUAAAACAAAGUCGCUAUUUUAGUCUGUUUGUCUGUAUGCUUAAAUCUUUAAAAUUACGCAACGGAUUUUGAUGCGGGUUUUUGUAACAGGUAGAGUGAUUCAAGAGAAAGGUUUUUAUGUAUAAUAACAUUUAUAAUUUUGCACCCGUGCGAAGCCGGGGCGGGUCGCUAGUAUGAAAUAAUUUAAGCAAGAUUCUCUGUAUAAUCUGUUUUUAGGCAUCCGAAGCCGAUGGGUGAAAUUAAAAUCAAUAUUGUAUUUCAGAAAAUAGGCCUUUCCAGGCCCAUUUUAACGUCAUUUUACAUUUCAAUAAAUUUAUGUUAUAACUUAAUAUUAUAAAUGCGAAAGUUUGCGAGUAUGUCAGGAUGUCAGUAUAGAUGUUUGUUACUCUUUCACGCAAAAACUACUGAACCGAUUACGAUGAAAUAUAUGGUAUGUAGGACGCUGAAGACCCAAAAUAACAUACAGGCUACUUUUAAUCCCGGAGCUCCCACGAACCACGAACACGAAUCAGUAGUUGCUGAGAUUAGCGCGUUCAAACAAACAAACAAACUCUUCAGCUUUAUAAUAUUAGUAUAGAUUUGAAAACCGGAAUUCAAAAUUGUUUACCCGGGAAUUUCGGAAAAUAUUAUAACCUAGGGGUAAUUGCUAUGAUAUGUUUAUUAUGUAUUAA
Messenger RNA from Amyelois transitella, 1619 nucleotides. Its product is annotated as PSME3-interacting protein. Gene Ontology annotation, cellular component: nucleus. The record is from RefSeq and is a predicted model, not a curated record. Lineage: Eukaryota; Metazoa; Arthropoda; Insecta; Lepidoptera; Pyralidae. The coding region runs from base 141 to 884 and encodes 247 amino acids. The transcript has 7 exons.